GGACACCCUACUUCCAGUACUAGCGGACGCCAUGGCUUCUGUCCGACUAAACUAGGGCACCAUCUUGCUCUGGCUUUCGAGGAAACUGACGCCAUCUUGGAUCCAAAAGGACGUGGGCCUAGUACUGCUUUCUCCAGGCAGGUCAGACUUGGUGGGGACCCCAGAGCCAGAACAAUUGGAGGGACUGUAUAACCCUUUUGGCUUAGCCAUGCCUUGGGAUGCCCCAGACCGAGCUGGAGAGUGGCAUCAGGAGCAGGAAAAUUUGGGUUUCCCUGCAGGACCUAUUUCCCCAAAGAAAGGAUUUCAGGUAAGCACAAGACCAUCCAUGCAUAUUUCUAUGCAUGGAUGGCUGAACUUAAUUAAAUUGAAAUGUUCAGAUGUUUAGAAUCUGGUAUAGCAAGCAAAUGAAAGCAACAUAAAAAAGUCUCUCUCACAUCUAUCAAUGUAACCCACCCACCACACACUUUUACAUACUCACACACUCUACUUAGAAUGAAAGCUUUGCAGAAAGAGGCUUCACUGCAUAUCUAAUUCACAGCAUGAGUAAAAUAUCGCUUACAGAUAUGUUUGUGCAUGCAUGCAUUUGUGCAAGCUUUCAGAUAUGUUAGAGCUAUAAAAGGUAAAGGACACACUUAGGAACAGAUGAGAAAGUAGACUUUGCAAGAAUUAUUUUUCAUCAGAAACGUAGCUGUGGUUGGGAAAUGUUUGACUUUGUCUGAUUUUUGCCUCCUCUCAGUCUGUUUGUGGACCAUCUUCUUUUUUAAUUGAAAGGAUCUACUGAUUGUGUGAUCAACCCAGCUAUUUAUAGCUUUAUCAACAGUAAUAUGGCUCUGGAAGAUAUUUGUUGCUUCAAAGACAAGCCUGUGCAACAGUUGUUUCCUUUGUCAGCUUUGGAGACAGAUAAUCAUGACGUUGAAUUGAAAAGAGUGAAGACAUCUCAGAGAAACUGUGGGAUUCCACAGCACAUUUUCAUGCCACCGUUCCCUUGGGCCAACACGUUUAUCAGCACUACUUGUUUUGGACUGCCAAACCAUUCACCGACUGUGCAAAGGCCUUUCCCUCUGUCUCAUGGAACAACAACCCUGGGUUUCGUUUUCCAAGGUGGGGUAAUUGCAGCGGCAGACACACGUGCCAGCGCUGGGGGGCUUGUUGCUUGUCCAGCUGUUCACAAGAUUACCCCAAUUCACUCUCAUUUAGUGGUCACCUCCUCAGGCAGCGGCGCCGACUGCAUGCUUUGGGAACGAAUUCUGAUCAGAGAGAUCAGACUGUACGAACUGCGACACAAGCGCCGACUCUCCAUAAGAGGUUCUGCCAAACUUCUUUCCUUUAUGUUGCAUCCAUUUAAAGGAACGGAAGUAUGUGUGGCUCUCACUCUGUGUGGUUGGAAUAAAGAAGGAGGGAGCACUGGCCUGAAUCACAACUUGGACGAUUCAUCUUUUGUGACUGAUGUAAGCUCUUCAUGUGCUGUCAGGAACAUUUCAGCAAAAGAUCCGGUGUCUCCAAGUAGUGGCCCACAAGUAAUCUAUGUGUGCAGCGAUGGUGCCCGACUGCAAGGAGAUAUCAUCUCUGUUGGAUCAGGGUCUCCUUAUGCUUACGGAAUCCUGGAUGGGGGUCUGAGUUGGAGUUUGAGUAAAGAAGAAGCCAUCUCCUUGGCAAGAGAAGCAGUAUUCAGAGCCACUCACAGGGAUGCCUACUCUGGAAACAAUGUGGACCUUUUUCAUAUCACAGCCCAGGGAUGGAUCCAAAGACCAAGGGAGGAUCUGAAAGAAGAAUAUUACAGAGACAUGGAGAGGAGGUCCAACCAUAGAAGGAAACAGACACAACGACAUACAACAGAACGCAGUUAGAUAAAAAAAAUGUAACGGUCUUGGACUUUGAAGAUGGAAAAAAGUAGCUUAAAAGAUUGUUUAAGAAUAAUUUGAAAUCGGG
Messenger RNA from Girardinichthys multiradiatus, 1929 nucleotides. RefSeq names its product proteasome 20S subunit beta 11a (gene psmb11a). Lineage: Eukaryota; Metazoa; Chordata; Actinopteri; Cyprinodontiformes; Goodeidae. The record is from RefSeq and is a predicted model, not a curated record. The transcript has 2 exons. Gene Ontology annotation, cellular component: proteasome core complex. The coding region runs from base 825 to 1847 and encodes 340 amino acids.